AUGAAAGUGUCGUACAGUCAUCACAGAUCAGCUCGUCGUAUCGAGGAGGCAAAAAGGAAGGCUCGGCCAGAAUUAAUCAACUUUGGUUGGGAUACCCUAUGUUUAGCCGAUAAAUUUUCCAUCCCUGAUUUCAAGGACAACAUUGCUAGGUACUUCCUACAUCAACCAAAAAUUAUUCUUGCCGACAAUGGCGUAAUACUUAUGAAGUUAAUGUUUAGAAUUGAUGGCUCCAAACUAUCACUAGAGGAGUUUCGUGAGAAGUAUGAACGUCCUCGAGUCCCUUGUAUUAUUACUGGUCUCACAAAUGAUUGGGAAGCGCAUAAAAAAUGGAAUGUUUCGCGAAUUUCGAGGAAAUACCGCAAUCAACGUUUUAAGUGCGGUGAGGACGAUGACGGUUAUUCAGUGAAGUUGAAGAUGAAAUAUUACGCAGAUUAUAUGGCAAAUACAAAAGAUGAUAGUCCUCUUUACAUAUUUGACAGUGGUUUUGGGGAUCGACACAAGACGAAUAAGCUGCUUGCGGAUUUUGAAAUACCUCUUUUCUUCAAGGAUGAUCUCUUUGGGUAUGCAAACUACAAAAAACGUCCACCACACAGGUAUAUUUUGAACUUCAUAAGGUAG
Messenger RNA from Strongylus vulgaris, 618 nucleotides. The record is from the annotation of a GenBank genome assembly. Lineage: Eukaryota; Metazoa; Nematoda; Chromadorea; Rhabditida; Strongylidae.